Molecule: messenger RNA, 2550 nt
Organism: Macrosteles quadrilineatus (aster leafhopper)
Lineage: Eukaryota; Metazoa; Arthropoda; Insecta; Hemiptera; Cicadellidae
Product: nose resistant to fluoxetine protein 6-like
Exons: 14
Coding region: 134-2392 (752 amino acids)
Molecular function (GO): acyltransferase activity, transferring groups other than amino-acyl groups
Source: RefSeq, a predicted model, not a curated record
CUGUCCAUGUGAUGGAGACAGUUGCGGGGACGUUUGCGGUACAUUCCACAUGUUCGAUUAAAACAUAAAAGACAAAAGUGUGAUAAGACGGUUGUGAACAUUUUUGUGUUUGUGUGUUUCUUUUGUGUGAGAAAUGAAAGUGGUGGAUUUCAUCCUACGUUUGUCAGACCCGCGGAAAGUGAUCGCUUGUUACACAAUAUUUCUCGUCGUUCGUGCGAUCGAGACAGACGAGACGCAACACGACGAUGUUUUACUCCUCUCGGAACUUUGUGCGGACCAAGCCUGCGACUUAUCCCUCGGACCUCCGGUGGAUGUUUUCACCGACUUUGAUUUUUCCGAGGAGGACAAACAGUCUUUGUGGAUCAAAGAAAAUUUAUUCGAAGACAUAAAUAUAUCAUAUUUGGAGCCACUCCAUGAGUUGCCCAAGCCCGUAGUUGAAGGAGAGUGGUGGGGGAAAGUUUUCACUCCGAUGGCGACUCCGGCGUCCAAAUGUGACGAGCAAGUGCAGCAAUACCUGCGCGACCUACGGCACUACGAGCUUUGGGCAAUGCAGAUGUGGGACGCAACAGCCAAACCAGCCUCCGGUUUGUUGAGUGGAAACAGUAAUCAGCUGGGAGACUACGACAGCUGUCUUGCUGUUCAGUUAGAAGCGCUUGGUGCCGUCGCUGGCAAAUAUUGUCUGGCGCACGUUGAUCUUGAGGCGACCAACGACGCAAUGCCAGGUGUGAGAUCAGCUGUUACCCGACUACAAGCUGGGGCGUUUGUACGCAGCAAACACUCUGACCCAGGUCACUUUGCUCCGAGAUGGACUACGCUACACUGGGGCCUCUGUGUACCUGCAGCGUGUGACGACCGUGAGGUGGAGGCUGGUCUAAGGCAUUACCUGCAGGGCUACCAACUGCCAGGAGUGUCUGUGGACUCUGUUAUCAAGCCUGGCAUGUGCUACACCAGCCAGCAGAGCUCAGUGUUGCCACUACACACACUUGUAUCAUUAGGCUUUUUCGGAGGAUUCCUUAUGCUUGCUGUUGUCUCAACCAUGGUUGACUCGAGUAACAACUAUCCAGAUCUCAACAAAUUAAGGACGCAAGACCGAGCGUUGCUGGCGUUCUCACUCCGCCGCAACUGGUUGUCGCUAAUGUCUCGGCGCACAGACGACUUGCCUGUGAUCCACGGUGUGCGCAGCGUGUUCACGGUGCUGUUGUUCGCCGCACACAAGUUAAUGCCACUUGCUCUUACUCCGUACUCCAACCGCAGUCUUCUCACUCAGUACUCCCACUCGGUGUUGAGCGCAGUUCUGCGUGCAUCGAGUGUUUUCACCGACUCAUUCCUACAACUGAGCGCAGUGUUGGCUGCGUACAAUCUAGCACUUGAGUUGCAGCGCAGAGGCACCAUCUUGUGGCGCCAGCGGAUACUGGCACGACUUGUCAGACUGACGCCGGCUCUCGUAGCCGUGGUGGUGUUUUACGCUUACGUCAUGGAACACCUCGGGUCCGGCCCUCAGUGGACGUCGUCCAUCACCGUCAACGCAGACCUAUGUAAAGCCAACCUCUGGAAGAAUGUUCUCUACAUACAAAACUUCUUCUUGUUUGAGGAUAUGUGUGCGCCUCACACACACCAACUGGCGUUGGACAUGCAGCUGUUCCUACUUGCACCACUCGUCGUCUACUGUCUGCACCGAUGGACUCUGCCUUCCAUCGCGACAGUAGGUGUGCUGCAACUGGGGGUGGCUUGUCUACGAUACUUUGUGCAUCUCCACUACAACAUCUCCGACUUCAUCUAUCAUAAUAUCUCAGUGACUGACUUGUACCGCAACGCUAACUUGUCCUACAGUCAGUCCAUACACAGAGCCAUCCCCUACACUGUCGGACUGCUUACGGGGUUCUUCCUUCAGAGAGUGGGCAAACUUCACCUUACUUCUAACCAAGCAGCUGCAGGAUGGGUGAUGAGUGCGUUGUUGGCCGCAGUCUCGGUGUUUUAUCCGUCACAUCUCGUAAGAGCCGACGCUGUGUACGAUUCACGAGACGGAGCUUGGUACGCAGCCUUGUCACCCUUCACAUGGUCCGUCUCCCUGAGUUGGCUCAUAGUAGCCUGCAGCCGCGGUUACGGGGGUUGGCUACACUGGAUGCUUUGUCAACACUGGAUGGUCGUAGUAAGCAGGUUGUCCUACGCCAUUUACCUCACACAGUUCAUCAUAUUUUUCUAUUAUGUUGGUAGCGUGCGCUCCAGUCAAGAAUUCAGCCUAUUCUAUGUGAUUGGGGUGUACGAGGUGGUUGCAGUUUUGUUGAUCUCCGUCUUCGUCACCUUGCUGUUUGAUCUUCCGAUGCAAGAAAUCAAGAACAUUUUAUUACCGAGCCGCAGAGGAAGAGCAGGAAGCAGCGAUAAAGUUUUAUGACCAAUGUUCAAAGUCUCUCUUAAACACACAUGUAUUUAAUAAUUAAAUAAUUUGUGAUAACUUGUUUGUUUUUACUAUUUUUUGUUAAGUUUUCUAUCAAGAGUUGUGAGAUUAAUCAGUACAAUUUUUGUGGUAUUUUUAGUACUAAUAAAAAUAUU